Molecule: messenger RNA, 1716 nt
Organism: Durusdinium trenchii
Lineage: Eukaryota; Dinophyceae; Suessiales; Symbiodiniaceae
Source: the annotation of a GenBank genome assembly
AUGGAUGAAGCUGAGACACUUCCAAUGCCUGAGACUGUAGUGGCAGAAGGUGACGAAGAGAAGGCAGAGGAGAAGGAAGAAGAGGAGUGUGCAGAGGAGGGAUCAGAGGAGGAAGCAACUGAAUUAGAAGAAGAAGAAGAAGGAGAGGAGGAUGCAAACGAUGAAGCAAAUGGAGAAGGAGAGGAGGAAGCAGAGGAGGAAGCAAAGGACGAAGCAACGGAAGGAGGAGAGGAGAAAGCAGAGGCAGAAGCAAAGGAAGGAGGAGAGGAGGAAGCAAAGGAUAAAGAUGAUGAAGCAAGGGAAGAAGCAAAGGUCGGAGCAAAAGACAUUAAUGAGCCCGCGGCAAAAGAAGAAGUAUUCAUCGACUCAGAUGAGAACGGAGAAACAGCAGCAGCUUUUGGUGACACCAGGGGCCCAAUUGCAGAGGAAGAGUUUGCAAGCCGGGAAUCAGAGGAGAAGGCAAAAGAAGCUGCUGCAUUCGUCAGAAAGACUUCGAACACCACCAAUGACGACAUUGUGUCAGCGCAAAGAAAAAUGCGAAGGACCUUGAAGGAGGCAGAGGAAGAUUCGGAUGGAGCAGGCGAUGGUGAAGAUGACGAUAGAAAACUUCGUGAUGCUGAGGAGGCAUCAGAAGAAAUGAAGAGAGGCAGAGGCCGUGGCAGAGGAAGAGGGCGAGGGAGAGGGAGAAAGAACCAAAAGGGUGAUGAUGAAGCCAAAAAGUGUGAGGAGAAAGCUGCUGAGGAGGAGGAGGAGAAGAAAGCAGUUGAAGAAGACCCCAACAAGAUGGGAGAUACAAAGAGCAAGGAGGCUGAUGAAAAUGAGCAGAAGAGGAAAAGGCCAGACCGGAGGAGGAAGACAGAGACUGAGGCUGAAGAUGAAGCCGCCCAACAGCUGAAGAAAAAGAAGAUGGAGCCAGCAGAAAAAGUGGCUGAGGAAGAAGAGACGAAGAAGAAGAAGAAAAAGGAGGAAGACCGUGAGACAAAGUUUGAGGAGACAAAGGACGCAGAACCAAAAUCUCCAAAGAAGAAGAAGAACAAAAAGGAAGGUCAUCCACCAAAAGAGACUGAGGAAGAGGAGCAAAAAAAGCCAGGAAGGACGAAGAAGAAGAACAAUGAAGAUGAAACAAAGGAGGCUGAGGGAAUGGAUGCAAAGAAGCCAGAGGAGAAGAAGAAGAAGAAGGAAUGUCCUGAGACUAAGGAGGCUGAGGAAGAGGAGCAAAAACAGCAAGAGAAGAAGAAGAGGAAGAAGGAAGCUCGUGAGACAAAGGAGACUGAGGAUGAGGAGCGUGACAAGCGAAAGAAGGCAGAACCAAAGAAAAAAGUAUCGCCUGAGAAGCCGGACAAUCAACUGGGUGAUCGUGAACUCUACCCAGGAAGUUGCAAGAAGAUUGCUGUUGAAGAUGGGGACACACAGGAAGAUGAAGAAGAGGCUGCUUUUGAGGAGGGCGAGGUUGCGAAGCAAAAGGAAAGCAAUAAACAGAAAAAGAAGAACCAGGCAAAAGCAUCAGGCAAGCUGAGUCCGAUGAAGUUGGCUGCAAAGGCCGCAAAAAGAGUGAUGGAGCGGCAACUGUCAGGGGAAGACCAGGGCGUGAGAAGGAACCUUGCCGAGGACUUUGAAUCACUUGCUGAGAAGAAGGGUGAGGCAAAGACAAAGACAAAAAGGACAGUGAAGCCAAAGACAUUGGACCCAAAAGACCUUGAUACUCGGCAAUUUUGA